Tuber aestivum (summer truffle) is the source of this 3903-nucleotide messenger RNA. Lineage: Eukaryota; Fungi; Ascomycota; Pezizomycetes; Pezizales; Tuberaceae. The record is from the annotation of a GenBank genome assembly.
CUGCUUUCUCACUUUCCCUCUCGCUGUCUGUUAGUGUGCGUGAACCCGUGUUCCACUCUGCGUGUGUUUCGGGGCUCGGAUAUCCCCCAGGGCAUAAAGAACUACUCUCGCUUCUCUCCCAGUCGUCCCCAUUAUCUACUCUAUAAUAUAGUUUGCAUUGCAGUUUCUCUCGCAAAAUCCUACAAACGAUGCACCACAGGCGACGCGCACCCCCGAUAGUCCUCUCCCCGGCUCCUCCCCCCGGAGCUGACGACCCCAACGGCCAUGUGAACACGAUUGAGAUUGUACAUCACUUCGAGUCGCAGACGAACCCUGCUAAACCCGCCCGUCCUUCCCCUCUCACCACUUCCAAUGGCAUGCCACUAGUGUUGCUGGAGAGACUCCGCUCUUUCCCCCUGUUUCUUAGUGCCCCCGAGGAGUUCUUGUCAGCCGUUGCAACGCACCUAAGGCCCCAGCCAUACUCACCGCGAGAUUAUAUCCUCACCGAAGGCGAUGAAGCAAAGGCUAUGUACUGGCUCGUCCGAGGCGCUGUAGCGGUCACUUCGAGGGAUGGGGAAAGCACAUAUGCGGAAUUGCGGCCGGGAGCGUUCUUUGGAGAAAUUGGCAUACUGAUGGACAUACCACGAACGGCGACGAUUAUUGCCCAGAGCAGAUGUUUGCUUGUCGUUUUGACAAAGGAAGCGCUCCAACGGGAGCUGCCCAAGUUUCCCGAAGUGGAAAGGGCUAUUAGGGAGGAGGCGGAGGAGCGCUUGACGGUGCUCAACAAGAAGAAAAGGGAGAGGGAAAGCAGUCCGAGGAUUGGGGGGGUAAAAAGGGCGGUCGACUCGGACGGAGAUGUCGAGAUUGGAGAUAGCAUCUAUCUCAAAUCCGAUGCCCCAAGGGCUUUUGGAGGCCCCGGUUCCACCCUGAAACCUGGGAGUCAAUGGGUGACCAAUUCGGCCCUGGGAAGCGGGCAGGUCAAUAUCCGACAGUUACUAAAGGAACUACCAUUAUUCGCGAAUCUCCCCCAGGAAAACCUUCACUUCCUGGGAUUGAGUGCAGCCCCCCGGACAUAUGCGCCCUUUCAGACCAUCAUACAGCAAUACUCGAUGGGGAGGGAGAUAUACUUUAUUGUGGGCGGUGAGGUUGAGGUCGUGGAUGAAUUGGUUAUGGACCCGAAGCAGAACAAGGUCAAGGCACGAUUGAGAAAGGGCCAACAUUUUGGGGAGGUUGUAGCUCUUUCUUUGGCGCCCAGGAGGACAGCCACGGUUCGUGCGGUAACGCCCGUGGAAUGUCUGGUGAUUGAGGGAGAUGUGUUGGAGGAACUUUGGAAAAAGUGUCCCCCGGAGGUGCAGCAGCAGCUGGAGACGACUGCAAGGGACCGUAUGGACGGGGAUGGAGAAAACGUGCUCAUGAGGGACGCGCCGGCAACCCCUACCCAGUCGAUCGACAAAUUGGAUAUAUCGGAUCUCCCAAAAGCGCCGUCAAUGAACCUGACGGUUCCCGAGUCACGAUUCACGGGACCGAAUGACUUGAACGUUGUCGAACCUUUUGAUCCGGAUCCAUACCUACCCGCGGACUUUGAAUCGCUUAGGUCGAAGUCUAGGCGAGGCUCACUUGCUCCACCACCCCCACAGUCGAAUGCUACAUCGAGUAGCUCUUCACCAACGGAAGAGAACCCAAGCCCCCUUUCAAGAUCCACAACACCUUCGCCGGUAAAGACCAAACAUGCGACCACUCCCCCGGAACAUCACGCCACGGUAAAACGGGCGCGUAUACUCUCCCGGAAGCCUUCCAGGUUCAAUAUUGGCCAAUUCAAGGAUGAUAUCUUGAUUCAGAUAUUCAAGCACAUGGAACUUCACGAGUUGAUGCGAGUGCGUCAAGUGUCGACACAUUGGUCAAGGCUACUCACCAAUUCUGCAUACCUACUAACCACUCUUGACCUGAAGCCCUAUAACCGAGUGAUCAAUGACAAUGUGUUGAUACAUGCGAUUGCUCCCUUUGUGGGACAUAGGCCCACCAUGAUAGAUAUAUCAAACUGCUUUCACAUUGGUGACGAAGGUUUCACGGUCCUCGCGCAGACCUGCGGCGCGAACGUCAAAGUUUGGAAAAUGAAAAGUGUUUGGGACAUUACCGGGCAGGCCAUACUCGAAAUGUCAAACCGUGCGAAAGGGCUGGAGGAAAUCGAUCUUAGCAACUGCCGGAAAGUGAGCGACACACUUCUGGCGCGGGUCGUGGGUUGGGUUGUCCCCGAAUUCCACCCAAUGUAUGCGGAACAACAACUGCAGCAGGCACAAGCUGCGGCUGCCGCGGCGAAUAACCCUUCAAGAUACAAUCCUGGCCAGCAGGCCCCACCCCAACCACCACCAAUGUACCCCGCCCCAGGCACCGUGAUCGGAUGCCCGAACCUCAGCCGGCUGACAUUAAGUUACUGCAAACACGUUACCGACCGCACCAUGUCCCAUCUUGCAGCGCAUGCGGCUCGCAGAUUGGAGCAUGUGGAUCUCACGCGAUGCACCACUAUCACAGACCAAGGAUUCCAGAGCUGGGGCAUGACGCGCUUUGAGAGACUACGAAGCCUGUGUCUAGCGGAUUGCACCUAUCUCACCGACAGCGCGGUAGUCUUCCUCACGAACGCGGCUAAAGGUCUCCGAAGCCUUGAUUUGGUAUAUCUUUCCUCACUCCUUUCAAGAGGCCCCCUUCUUCCUCCUCGCCCUCGAAGUUGUAGCUAAUCCCACUUGUGCAGUCUUUCUGCUGCGCCCUAUCGGACACAGCAACGGAAGUCCUCUCACUCGGCUGUCCGCACUUAUCCGUCCUCAAGUUGUCAUUCUGCGGAUCCGCGGUGUCGGACUCAUCUCUCAGGGCGAUAGGCCUACAUCUACUUGAACUUCGUGAACUUUCCGUACGUGGGUGCGUGCGCGUCACAGGCGUGGGCGUGGAAGCGGUCGUGGAAGGUUGCCAUAAUCUUGAGGUGUUUGACGUGAGCCAGUGCAAGAACCUCGCCACGUGGAUAGAGAGCGGUGGAGUGGAAAAGUGUACGCAGACGUGGAAACGGAAUAUCAGGUUUGAGACUGUAGCCGUGGACGUUAUUGCGGGCGACAGGAGGCGAUGACAGUGAUGGAUCCUCGGAAGAGAUGAACGUAGCCAUGGCUUGGAUAUGAGGCGGAUGAUGGCUCGAUCCCUACCGGAUUUUAGGGAAUCGCAAGUAGAAAUAUGGCUUUUUUCUUCUUCUCUCAUGGUUCACAUUGGGAUGGCCCAAGGAUUAUGGUAUGAUACUGGCUUCUGGUUUAAAAAGGCAUCGCGACGGGGAGCGAGUGGAGGAGGCGGCGAUGCGGCGGACUGAAGGGAUGGAUACGAUAACUUGGAAAAGACUUUUGAUUUCAUUUCAUUCUUUUCUUGCUCUUUCUUCUCCCAUAAGUACGUUUCUUCCUCUUGCCAUCAAGGUAUUAGAUUAUCUGCUUUAUUUCCCCAUCAAUUGUCUCACCUUUUCCGUUUCUUUCACUUUUUACCCACACAGCACGAAAUGAACGGCGGCGUUCUCGGUAAGCUUUUUGUUCACCCAAUUAUUUACUUGUUUAUUUAUGAUAUCUCACCAGACGCUAUUUCACUAGGAAGGGGGGGGGGGGGGGGUAUUUGACCGGGAUGUCCGUUUUUUCUUUUUGUCCCUAGAAUGCGAGUGACGGGAUGUGAUGCGAUCUAGCUUAUGUGACCGCAUCAGUUUAUUAUACCGGCACGACAUACGCUGGAGCGAGAAGGAAGGAAAGGCAAAAGGUAGGCGGCGGGAGUGAGGGAAUGAACUUAUGACAUGAUACAGUGAAUUUGUUCGCGAGGGUGGUUCAGUUGGCGUUGCUGGGGAAUACCGCUAGAAUAGAACAAACAAGUAGAGCAUAAUAAUAGCGCUAGUUAACCCCACCCCGCUAGCAC